Molecule: messenger RNA, 1505 nt
Organism: Thamnophis sirtalis
Lineage: Eukaryota; Metazoa; Chordata; Lepidosauria; Squamata; Natricidae
Source: RefSeq, a predicted model, not a curated record
AUGGGAUGGCCAGGCCUUAAGCUAAAACUGCUAAUGAAAGAAAGAGGGUUUUAUGCCCCUUUGAAUGGCCAGUUUUCCCCAGAGGGGGGGAAAAAGGAGUUUAUUUUAGGCUCAGAGGAUAUAAACUUGCAGAGCCCAUCCCUGAGCGAGGGAGGCCCGAGGACUGUGGGGAAAGAGAAAAGCCAAGUGACAUUAGAAGAGGACUAGGAUAAUUAAAGCACCAGCCUCCAUGACUUCAACUGAACCCAGGCUCCGGGUUAUUUAUUUAUAAGGGAGGAACAACGAUGGCUGAACAGAGGAUUGUGGUACCCAAAGAAGCAGGACCUGAGAAUGAGGGAAGAGACCCUCUCAUUGUUCAAGUCAGGACCACAGGGGACUGUUUGACCGGCAACGGCCCAUCCUGCAUUAAUCUGCAGUCCCAGGAGGAAAUCCACCAAUGCUGGGACUUUCAUUUGCAGAAAUUCCUGAAAACUGUGGCGGUGCUUCCCGCAGCACUGCCUCCCUUGGAGGAAAAUGCCACAGAAUCGCAGGCCUCCAUGGGGAGAGACAAGGAGAAUCCCCAGCAAGAGAUUUCUGGGUGGUCCAGAGGGGAAUCCGUGCUCCAAAGAGAUCCAAACAUCAGUGCGAAAGCUUGGACGGGCAGGGAAAAGCUGGAUUUCUGCAUGAAGGUGAAGGUGAAAGAGACUUUGAAGGAAGUUGACCAGUGGCCCCUGCAGCUCAGACAGUUCGGCCCACAGGAUGCUGAGCAGCACCAGGAGAUGUCUUCAAAGAGAAAGAGCUCCGGUACAACCGAAGGAAGUAAAAAGAAGCAAAGGAAAGUCAUCAGCCUCAAUUUGAAGAUGAAGAUCAUCAAAGCGUACGAGGCCGGGAAGAAAGUGACGAAUAUAGCUCAAGAGGAAGGCCUGGCCCACUCCACCAUCUCCGCCAUUUUGAAGGACAAGGAACGGAUCAAAGAGGCCACGAAAGGAUCAUCGGGAAUGACCACGAGCAUAAUCAGGAAGCAAAAACACCUCGUCCACGAAAUGGAGAAACUCCUCAUCCUCUGGAUUGAAGAUCAGAUACAGAAGAGGCUUCCGGUGAGCCUGUUUCUCAUUCAGAACAAGGCACGCAGCCUUUUCUCCACGCUGAAAGAACGAGCAGGCGAGGAGUGCACCGAAACCUUCACGGCCAGCCGUGGCUGGUUUAUGAGAUUCCAGCUAAGAUUUCAUUACCAGAAAACGCAGAGAUUAGGUAAAGCUGACAAAGAAGCCGGCAAACACUUUCCGGAUGAACUUGAUAAUGUUGUAGCGGAAGGGAACUAUUUCGCGGAACAGAUAUUCAGAGUGGAUGAAACUGGGUUGUAUUGGAAAAGAAUGCCGGAGCGGACCUACAUACACCGAGAAGCCCAAGCAAUGCCUGGGUGCAAAGCAUUCAAGGACAGAGUAACCUUACUCUUGGGUGGAAACGUCGCCGGAUUCAAGCUGACGCCGUUCCUGAUCCUUANCUCGCUGUUGUCACCCUGUUGA